ACCUCGCACGGAUGCAUUUUUUUGGGGAGGGAUGAAUGCCUGCUGGAAGAGCACUAAACCCACUACUCGCUCUCUGUGAAGCUGCGAGAAGGAAAAGCUCUGGUGUGUGUGUGUGUGUGUGUGUGUGUGUGUGUGUGUGUGUGUAAGUGUGUGCGCGCGUUUUUAAAUGUCAGAAAGCCCACGCACCGCCUCCACUGCUCGCGGGACUCUCCCAGGAUGCUGGACCCUCACACCGGGCACAAAGUGGCAGGCUGCUUGAUUCUGCUCUCCCUCUUCCAUUUCAACUUGUCGGCUGGCAGCUCAACAGGAAAAGGCUCACAGAGCCAUGAUGAUAUGCAUGUCAUCCACAACAAUCAACUGGACCUGCGGGAGAUAGUGUUCGUCAUCCAGAGUCAAAGCAACUCCUUCCAUGUGAGGCAGGCUGAAAGUCGGAGAGCAGACUUACUGAAGCAGGCACACAGUCUCGGCGAGAAACCACCGGUGGUUUUGCUCUCUCACACUCUCUCAAAUCACGAAGGAGACUGGAGCAUCCUUCCUCUGCUGCCCAACUUAUCGUACUCCUUUGGGAAGAACUCUUCGUGGAUUGUAUUCCUCGAGGAGGAAACAAAUGUGAAGCUGACUAAGCUGGUUGAAGUCCUUGCAAAAUUCAACAAGAAAAAUGAGUGGUUUCUUGGUAAGCCCCUCCACGACGAAGAGUCCACCAUCAUUCAUCACUACGCCUUCGCAGAGAAUCCCUCAGUCUUUAAAUAUCCAGACUUUGCUGCCGCUUGGGCCGUAAGCACACCGCUUGUUGUGCGGCUUGCAAACAAAGUGAAAAAUGAGCCGCUUAAAUCUGAUUUCACCAUUGACCUGAAACACGAGGUUGCUUUGUAUAUCUGGGACAAUGGGAACGGCCCCCCCCUCACCGCCGUCCCUGAGCUGUGCACUGAGCCGGAGGACUCCCAGGAGACACGCCACUGUGCCACCACUCUGAGGACCGAGCCAGCUCCGUGUGGGGAGCCUGUUAAUAAAGAAGAUAUAUUUGUGGCUGUCAAAACGUGUAAGAAGUUUCACAAUAAAAGAGUUCCAGUGAUAAAGAAGACUUGGGAAAAGGAGGCCUUCUUUUUAGAGUACUACAGUGACUACGCUGAUGCGUCAAUACCAACCAUUAAUUUAGGAGUCCCAAAUACUGAAAGAGGCCACUGUGGGAAAACCUUUGCAAUCCUCCAACGAUUUCUAAGUGGAGCCGUCCCAGAGACCAAGUGGCUCCUUGUCGUGGAUGAUGACACACUUAUCAGCCUCUCCCGACUCCAAGGCUUGCUGAGCUGUUACAACCCCUCUGAACCAGUGUGUCUAGGGGAGAGGUACGGCUAUGGCCUGAGCCAAGGCGGCUACAGCUACAUCACGGGAGGUGGAGGAAUGGUGUUCAGCAGGGAGGCCGUGGUGCGACUUCUCGACAGCGGAUGCAAGUGCUACAGCAACGACGCGCCGGAUGACAUGGUGCUGGGAAUGUGCCUCAAUGCCCUCGAACUUCCUGUCACACACAGCCCCCUCUUCCACCAGGCACGCCCAGAGGACUAUGCCAGAGACUUCUUGGCACAUCAGGUGCCCAUCUCCUUCCAUAAACACUGGAACAUCGACCCCAUCGCUGUUUACAACAAAUGGCUUAAGGAGGACUUGGGGGGGAAAGCUUCGGAUGGACUUAAUGAGAACGCUAAAACAGAGUUAUAAUCCGCACACACAGCGCACCCGUAAGAGUGUGUCUGUAUGAAGAGUCUGUGCGUGUGUGUGUCUGCGUUUAUUCUAGAGUCAUGGAACUGAAACCAUAUCCUUCACAGAUAUACGUGUUUUUGUAUUGAUUGAUGUUGAACUGUUUUUAAGAGAGACCGUGACUUAAUUGGUGAGUGUCUUCAUGGCUGAGAUGCAUGUCGGUUGGAUGUUAUUUUGGAAUUAUAAAUAUAAUAUGUGUAUAUUUAUAUCAUAUGAAUAAUUUGAAUCUUACAAAGGAGAAUCUUCUUCUCUGGGAAAUACCGUAUCUUAAAAAAGAAGGGUCUAAUGCUGUACAAUGUGCUCUAUUUUAGCAUAAAGGUAUUGCAGUUGAGACUGAAUUGUUUUGUUAUGCUUUCCUAUUUCAUUUGGAGGCUUAUUACAGGAUUUAGUUUAAAUCAACAAAUUAAAAGGUUCAUUGAGGCCACAACUGAGAUGGUGAAAGCCAGACUGAUUUAGAGCAGCUUAAAGGCAUUAAAGCUUUCUGAAGGAUGCUGAAGGUUUGUGAUUAUUCCCAACAUGUGGCCUUUAAGUGGGUCCCACUGCUGCUGCGGCAGAUAAACGUCUUAUGUUUACCUUCAACACUCCAACACACUCAUUACAUUUUUGACCUCAGACCAUCUGUUUCUCGUGGCUCUCUCUGGCAGUUAUUGGAAUUAAAAAGGAGCAUCAUUUCCAUGACAUAAUUGCUUGCAAAACUUCCUAAAUUACCACUUUUUUAGUUUUUCACAUUUUUUUCAACUGUCUCAAAUAAUCAUUUGGCAGAACCAAAGAGUUGCUAAACAUUUAUGAAGGUCUUUGAAAGAGCUUAGGCCGAUAUUGAUCCCCGGCAGGAUAGUGGGUCACUUUACAGUUGGUCCAUGUUCCCUGGAUAAAUGCCAUAAUUACACUAAUGAAAAUUUGAAACGUUAAUGUUAAAACGUAUUACUGUUAGUUUGUGAAAUACAGAAGCAGAUUCUCUGUGAUACAGAAGAUGUGUCUCUACCUAUUAACCCUCAGUAGCGUGGUGCUAAAUUUAUACUUAAUAGCACAGCAGACCGGCUCAAGUUCGUGAAAAAUUCAUUCGGUUUUGUGCGUUUGAAGCUUUGCAAUAGGUCAAUUAGACAUCUCCUCGCACUUGUGAAUUGUAACCUAUUUGCAGGAAACAAGUUUUAAGUCGUAGUGGGGCUCACCUGCAGUGAAGGGGAGUGGCAAAUGACAGCCCUUUGCACUGAGGGAAAUCCUCUGCGUACUUUGAAGCAGUUUUAAGUAGACUUUGUCUAGUGUUGAAUUUUAGGCCUUAAUUCUUUGUCAGAAACUAGAACAGUAAGAUGAGUCCUGCAUUAAAUAUACAUUGGAUUUUUUUCCAGCUUGAUUAUAUUUCCUUACCUACAAGUAUAAUUGCUGUUGAUGCAGGCCCUCUCCACACUGCCAUGGGAAAUUCUAGAGCUUUUUCCUUUUGUUGGCGUAAUUAUCUAUUCUUACAGAAGAGAAAACGUAGUGCUUCACAGAAACAAAGACAGAACUUGGUGUCCUCGGGAGUAAAGAGCAGCACAGUCUACCGAUGAAUUAAAACAUCAGCCAUGCAGCUAGGAAUGUGGCUUUGAUGAUGAUUUUUUUUUUUACUGCAGGGUUUGUAAUGUGCUUAAAGAAACAGCACAGUUGAUUGCAUUACCUAAUUAAUAUGUGCCACAAUAUUGAUCUGUGAACCGUUUCUUGUAAAUAGGUUUUUAGCUCUUUGGUAUCAAAUGAAAUGAAUCCAACGGAAAGCUCACUGUGUAUACAUGUAUGCCUUUUGUUUUUUUGUAUUAUAACUAAAGCUUUGGGGUUCACAUG
Pungitius pungitius (ninespine stickleback) is the source of this 3561-nucleotide messenger RNA. RefSeq names its product beta 3-glucosyltransferase a (gene b3glcta). Bases 217 to 1710 code for a protein of 497 amino acids. Lineage: Eukaryota; Metazoa; Chordata; Actinopteri; Perciformes; Gasterosteidae. The record is from RefSeq and is a predicted model, not a curated record. Gene Ontology annotation, molecular function: acetylglucosaminyltransferase activity. The transcript is spliced from 15 exons. Gene Ontology annotation, cellular component: membrane.